AUGGCACCCUCAGGGGCCCUGCCAGAGGCGGAGGCACCUCAAGAGCGUCGGAGCCCUCCCAUAUGCAGAAACGCUAGGGGGCCCUCUCAAGGGCGGCGUCGACCCCAGGGCUCAUCCUUAGUGAUAGCGGCGGCUCCAGACGCCUUUCCAGAGACUGUGGCGCCCCAGAAGAGCUCCCAGGGACGCUGGCGUCCCCAGAGGCUCUCCUUAGGGGUAAUGGAACCUACCCCCCCUCCCAAGGACACUCCCAGGACCUUCCAGGGGCCGAAACGCUUUUUUGCUUUCCCAGUGGCGGUUGUUCUGCCAGGGGUUCUCCAAGGGGCGGCUGCGCCUCCAGGGGCCGUCCGAGGAGUGGCGGCGCCCCCAGGGGCAAACCCAAGGACGUCGGCGCUUUCAGGGGCCCUCAAAGCGGCGGCGGCAUCCCUAGGGGGACCUCACAGAUGCGGAGUCGCCCCUAGGAGAGCUGGCGGCCCCAAGGGCCAUUCCAAGGCGGUGGCAGCUCCUGAGGCCCUCCCAAAAUCGGCGGCGACCCCAGGGAUGGAGCCACACCAGAGGCCCUUCCAGGGAUGGUGGAGCCCCAGGAGAUCUGGCAGGGGCUGUGACGCUCCCAGGGGCCCUUCCAGUGGCGGUAGUGCCCCGAGAGGCCCUACCAGGGGCGUCGUCACCACCAGGGGUUUUUCCAGGGAUGGCAAACCUAGCAGGUGCCCUCCCAAAGGCGGAGCCACCCCCAGGGGCCCUCACGGAUGCAGAGGCGGCACUAAAGACCCUCCCAGGGGCGGUGACGCUCUCAAGGGCCUUCUCAGGGGCUGUGGCGGUCCUAGGGCCCUUCCAAUAGUGGUGGCGCCCCCAAAGGACAUUCCAGGGGCGGCGGGACCACAAAAACCCUCAAAGGGGGCGGCGGCGCCCGCAGCGGUCUUCCUUAGGGGUAACUGUGACCUCAGGGUCCUGCCAGGGGCGGUGGUGCCCCCAUGGGCCCUCCCAGGGGCGCCGAGUGCCCUCCAAGAGGCAGUGGGGUCUCUAGGGGCCCUCCCAGAAGCAGUGGUGCUCCUCAGGAGCCCUGCCACGGACGGGGGCGCUCGCAGGAACCUUUCCAGGGGCGGGCAGGGCGACAAAAACCGUCCCCGGGGCGGUAGCACCCCCAGGAUCCCUCCCAGGGGCGGCAGCGUCACCAAAGGCCUUCCCAGGGGUGGAUGCUCCCCAAGGGGACCUCCCAAGGGCGGCGGCUGUUUUCCAGGGGCCAUCCCACGAGUGGAAUCGCCCCCUGAGGCCUUCUCAGGGACACCAGCACCCCCAGGGAUCCUCACAGGUGUGGUGGAUUCCCCAGAGGCCCUUCUAGGGACAGCAGUGCCCCCCAGGGCCCUCUCGGGGGCUGCAGCGCCCACAGGGAUCUUCUAG
Molecule: messenger RNA, 1395 nt
Organism: Homarus americanus (American lobster)
Lineage: Eukaryota; Metazoa; Arthropoda; Malacostraca; Decapoda; Nephropidae
Product: collagen alpha-1(I) chain-like
Exons: 4
Coding region: 1-1395 (464 amino acids)
Source: RefSeq, a predicted model, not a curated record